CACACACCGGCUUUGUGCGAUUCCUCUAACCAGCAAAAAUGAUUUACUGUUUAGGAAACUUGUGAUUAAAUUAACUUAUCGGCCGCAUUUUAGACUCAUCUUAUUAUGUUUUGAUGUAGCAUUAGGUUAGCGCGGUUGUUUAAAUAUUUGUUUGAUCCACGUGCUCACGACGGUGGGCUACAGUGGUCGACGACUCUUCGCAAUAAAGCGAGACAGAUCAGUUUGUGCUGUAACUAAUCAAAGCGGUUUUCCAAAUCUAGUCUUAGUGGUUUGUCUGAGAUCUACAUCAGUUCUGGAUCAAAAUGAAGUGUCACUAUGAGGUACUGGGCGUUAAACGAGACGCGACUGAUGAUGAUCUGAAAAAGGCCUAUCGGAAAUUAGCAUUGAAAUGGCAUCCAGACAAGAACCUUGAAAACGCAGAAGCUGCUGCAGAGCAGUUCAAGCUGAUCCAGGCUGCAUAUGAUGUUCUGAGUGAUCCUCAGGAGAGAGCCUGGUAUGAUAAUCAUCGGGAGGCACUGCUGAAAGGUGGAGUCAAUGGAGAGUACCAGGAUGACAGUAUUGAUCUGCUGCAGUUCUUCACUGUCACCUGUUAUUCAGGUUACGGAGAUGACGAGCAGGGCUUUUACACAGUAUACAGGAACUUGUUUGAAAAUAUAACAAAGGAGGAGAUGGAGCACUGUAAGGAUGAGGAAGACGAGGACGAAGAAUUUCCCUCAUUUGGAGACUCUCAAAGUGACUAUGACACCGUGGUGCACUUGUUCUACGGCUACUGGCAAAGCUUUUGCACGCGCAAAAACUUUGCAUGGAAAGAGGAAUAUGAUACACGGCAGGCCUCUAACCGCUGGGAGAAACGAGCUAUAGAGAAAGAGAACAGGAAAACCAGGGAUAAGGCCCGGAAAGAGCACAGUGAACUGGUGCGCCAACUAGUGGCCUUCGUCAGAAAGCGCGACAAGCGUGUUCAGGCCCACAAGAAGCUGGUAGAAGAGCAGAACGCAGAGAAAGCCAAGAAGGCGGAAGAACUGAGGAGGAAACAAAAGCUCCAUCAGGCCAAGCUGGCUGAAGACUAUAAGGAGCAGAGCUGGGCCGCCAUGUCCGAGCUGGAGAAAGAACUGCAGCAGAUGGAAGCUCAGUACGGUCAAGAGUUCGGCGACGCAUCGGACUGUGAAGAGGAGGUGGAAGAUGGGCAGGAGAGAGAUGACAUGGAUGAGAGCGAUGCGGUUCAGGUGGAUGCUGCUGUGGAGAUGGACAAUUUUUAUGAUGACUUGUAUUGCCCUGCCUGUGACAAAUCUUUCAAAUCAGAUAAAGCCAUGAAAAACCAUGAGAAAUCCAAGAAACACAGAGAGAUGGUGGCAUUGCUACGGCAACAACUGGAGGAGGAAGACAAGUCACUGAGUCAGAACUCUGCUGACAGAGAUGAAGAGGAUGAUGAUGAAGAUGAUGAUGAAAUUGAUGACACACCGAGACAAAAAUUGUCUAAAAGGCAAAAGAAGAAAAAACGUCAACAGAAAACAGCAAACAAUCUCCCAGAAGAGACAGAGGUUGACAGUCCAAUCCCACAGUCCACAGAGGAGUGCGUCCCACCUCCAUCUGAAUCGGGCAACAGCGAGGAUGCCCCUGUUCCCUCUGAGGACCCAGAUCAGAAUCUAGAACAAGAGGAAUGUGAACCCACAAACCAAAAAAGCUCUGCAAAGAUAAAAGGGAAGAAAGGAGUGAAAGACUCUAAAAAGAACAACAAACCUCAGGGAAGUGUGGAAGUUUCACAAGAGAAGGAAGUCAACCUCCGCUGUGUUACUUGUCAGUACGAAUUCACCACCAGGAACAAACUUUUCGAUCACUUGAAGACCACUGGCCACGCCACCGCACUCUCGUCCAGUAACGCUACCCAAACAUGCAGGAAAAAAAAAGAAACAAGGAAGAAUAGAUAACCUGGAGUGUAAAUAUACUUAUGGAAAAGACUAAAGUCCCUCCAGAUAUGGAACUCUCUACAGUAUGGAUAUAUCCAUACAUUGACAGCUUGUUUUAAUAACACACAGUUGACACGUUUAUUUGUGUUUGUUUCUCUUUUCAUGCUUGAAUGAAUCUGUGCCCUGUGGGCUUACAGGUCUUUCAUAACACAUUGAAUGCAAGAAUUUAUCUGGAAUUGACAAAUAUAUUCAUACCAUAAUUGAUGGUAAACUCAGAACUGUUCUCUGUGAUUGAAUGAGACUUGGACAUUAUUGAGUAGACAACCCCAAAAUCAAACGCUCAUGUCGUUCCAAACCAUUACUAACUUAAUUCUGUGAAACACAAGAGGAGACAUUUUAAAGAACGUUAUCACUGCUAUUUUUAUCUGUACAAUAUAAAUGAAUGGAGACUAAGGCUGUCAUAUGGGUUUGGAACAACAUGAGGGUAAGUAAAUUAUUACAGAAUUUUAAUUUUUGGGUGAACCAUACCUUUUAGUGUCCUUGUUUUUUGGAGGUUAAACAUAAUAGUCUUGCUGCUAAAGAUGACACAUUUUAUGGCAUGUUUAGUUAAGUGAUACAGGAACUGCUCUUAAAUUGUUUUCAAAAUAUUCAGCAAAAACCUUUUAUAAUUGUUACAUUUGUUCAAUGUAGUGCCAUGAUCACUUUUUCAGAUUUCCUCAAAAAGACAAUAUGUAAGGAAUAAAAUUCCCCUAGACAUCUUUUCUUUUUUUUUGUUUAUAGUAAAUGUUUGGAAAUAUGGGACUGUUGACGACUAGAAAUGUGCUAUGCACCAAGUUAUCAUAACACAGUUAUUAUUAGGAACUGGUUUUAUCAGAUAAAUGAUCUUGAAAAGGGGCAAACGCUAAACAUUCAAAUAUUUGUUUUUAAUUCUUCAAAGUGUGUGAGGUCAGCUGGAAUAUGUAAAGGUUUAGUCUUAUGCAAAACAAUACCAAGGGCUUUCUGGGAAAAGAUAACCACGAGAAGAGAAAACAAUAUUGAAUUAUUAUUUAAUAAACAAUUGCUCUUUUUGCAGGCCUUAAAUAUCUAUUAACCUUUGAAGUGACAAUGGGUUCAUUAUUUCACAAAACUGUCCUUGCCCUAAUCAUUUAAGUUAUGGAUGUUAUUUGAAUUUGUGCAUGUGUGAAUUUAAUCCUUGCAAAAUAGGGUAACAUGUAUUGGGCUGCCACAAAGAGUGUUGAUUUAGAGGUGACCCUACUGUAGGCAUUGAUUUAAAAAUCAAGUAUUAAGAUAUUGCAGAAACGUCCUGAGUAUAUAAAAGUAAAUGCAACUCAAAAGAAAUAUGUAUUUUUUGUGCUUACCUUUAGUGCUUUUUUAGCACUGUGGAGAACCAUCACAGCAUAUUAAGUUUCUUUUCUAUGUGGGUGAAUCUGACCAAAAUACAAUUCUUGGGAGAUACUCAUACAUUACACAUUGUGUGUAAAAUCAUUUUUUUUUUAUUCAAGUAGUUUAUGUAUCCAGUGCUUUAUACACAUCUUAAUGUCAACAUUAGUUUUAUCUAAAUACUGAAUUUUUCUUACAUAAGAAAAUCUAUCAAGUUCAGUUUUAAUGGCUUAAAAAUAAAUUAUAAACACCAGUACAGCAACGCAAAUGUUAUGGCGCACUGAUUUUGAAUUUGAUGGGUUUUAAUUAUUGCAAUGUCUUUUAAAGGAGUAGCUGGGUUCUGUUUUCACAGCAGUCAUUUAUUAAUACCACUUUUUUAUAUGAACUAAUUGUAAUAUAUUAAGACUUUCACAGUUUUAUAUUAAAGAAGUUAGUCUACAUUAAAACUGGUUCCUGAGCCUUAAAGGAAUAGUUCACCCAAAAAUUAAAAUUCUCUUAUCUCCCUCACCCUCAUGCCAUCCCAUACGUGUAUGAUUUAUUUUAAAUUUUUUGCUCAACACAAAGAUUUUUAGAAGAGUAUCUCAGCUCUGUAGGUCCAUACAAUGCAAGUCAACAGGGUCCAAAACUUUGAAAAUCAAAAACGCAGCAUAAAAGUAAUCAAUAUGACUUCAGUGGUUAAAUCCAUGUCUUCAGAAGUGAUAUGAUAGGUGUGGAUGAGAAACAUAAUAUUUUAGUCUUUUUUUUUUUUUUUACCAUAAAUUCUCCUCCCUUUACACUAGGUGGCGAAAUGCACGAAGAAGGCAAAUCGUCAAAAACAAAAGAACUACUACCCUUAAGCCCUGUUCACACUGUCAGCGUUUUUGUUGCUGCAUAAGAUAGGAGACCAUUACAUUUCAAUGAGAGCUGGCGAAUUCCAGCAACACAAGCGAAAGUGACCCUUGGCGACAGGAUGUGGGCAUGUCAAGAGACACGACAAAGUUGAGAAGUUUAACUUUAUACAAAUGCAGAACGAUAUAAUAAAAUGAGGAAAACCAUGUCAGAAAUUGACGAUAUUUGGAAUGAAUUUCGUUGAAACACAAAGAUCGUUCACUGAUAUAAUUGAGCAUUGCAGCAAUUAAUAAUACUUCCCCUAUAGAAUGCACAUUUUUAGUGGGAUGAUGUACAAGAGACUGUCAGCAUUGAGAGUGUUUAAUUCAUACAAUAAUUGAUUGUUUGUCGUGUUCAUGAUAUGAUGAGUUAAGCACUGCUGCAGGUUAUAUAAAAAACAUCCCCUGCAGAAUGUUUAUUAUUAGAGGCAAAACAAAUGAUUCCAAGACAAAAAGGAAUGAUAUGAUCGUUUUAUCAGCAAUAUAUCAAAUCUGUGUUCAUAUUUUCUAAAGCGCUGGCCGGUUGUGCAGCCGACCAAUAAUGUUAGAGCGAAAGCAGUAGGAAUGCCCACUAGCGACAUCUAACAACAAAAUCGCCGAGAAAGUGAACGGGGCUUUAGGAGAGAAGAGUGAUUAGAAGGGCUGAUUGAAAGUGGAGAUUUAUAGUAAAAAAAGGACUUAAAUAUUGACUUGUUUCUCACCCACACUUAUCAUAUCCCUUCUGAAGACAUAGAUUUAACCACUGAAGUCAUAUGG
Xyrauchen texanus (razorback sucker) is the source of this 4906-nucleotide messenger RNA. RefSeq names its product DnaJ heat shock protein family (Hsp40) member C21 (gene dnajc21). The coding region runs from base 303 to 1925 and encodes 540 amino acids. Gene Ontology annotation, molecular function: zinc ion binding; nucleic acid binding. Gene Ontology annotation, cellular component: cytoplasm. The record is from RefSeq and is a predicted model, not a curated record. The transcript has 12 exons. Lineage: Eukaryota; Metazoa; Chordata; Actinopteri; Cypriniformes; Catostomidae.